AUGGAAGGACUUCUGUUCCUGGGGCUUGUUGCAGUGAUUUCGGAAGCAUUUCCCGUUGGAAUGCACUCCGGGGAUAAAGUUUUGCGCCUGAGGCCUGGAAAUGAACAGCACGUCCAGUUCUUAAAGACCAUGUCUGACACUGAGAAGGUGGAUUUCUGGUUGCCAACCUGGGCAGAGUUAUUGAUGAUAAACUCGACUGCGGACAUCAGGGUCCCUGCAGAGUGGGUUUCUGAAAUUCUAAGUGAGCUGGAGAAGAUUGGAUUAAAAUAUGAGGUAUUAAAUGAAAACCUGCAAGUCUUGAUUACAGACAAGUUCAGUGAGACGUUAUCAGGAGCAAACUACAGUUAUGAAAAUUAUCAUAGUUGGGAACAGAUUGAAGCUUGGACUGCCAAAAUAGUGGAAAACAACCCAAGGCUAAUUUCCCGGGUAGAAAUUGGAAAGAGUUUUGAGGGAAGAAGCAUCUAUCUCCUUUGGGUUGGCAAGAGAAAGGGUGUGGUGAAACCUGCCAUCUUCAUGGAAUGUGGGAUCCACGCCCGGGAAUGGAUUUCUCCCGCCUUUUGCCAGUGGUUUGUGAAGGAGGCUGUUGAAUCCCAUGAAACUGGCUCCCCCCUGAAGACACUUCUCAAUGAAUUUGAUUUCCUGGUUGUUCCAGUUGUAAAUGUGGAUGGUUACUCUUACACCUGGACUGGGAAUCGAUUUUGGAGGAAAACACGCUCCAGAUAUCCAGGCAAUUACUGUACAGGCACCGACGCCAACCGAAACUUUGCUGCCAAGUGGUGCUCCACUGGUGCCUCGAAACAUCCAUGUUCUAGCGUUUACUGUGGACCAUCCGUGGAAUCUGAAUCGGAAGUCAAAGCUGUUGCGAACUUUGUCCGUGAACACGUUCACCACAUCAAAGCAUAUCUCGCGUUCCACUCAUACUCCCAGCUUCUUCUGUUUCCCUAUGGCUACACCUUAUCAUACUCAAUGGAUCAUGAAGAGCUGAAUGCCCUAGCUGGAAAUGCAGUCGCAGAAUUGAGAAGCCUUCAUGGAACUAACUAUUACUAUGGUCCUGGAAUAUCAAUAAUAUAUGCUGUAGCUGGAAGUUCAUCAGAUUGGGCCUAUGAUCUCGGCAUCAAAUAUUCGUUUACCUUUGAACUCCGAGACACUGGUGAACAUGGUUUCCUGUUACCUGAGUCCCUGAUCAAACCAACAUGUGAAGAGACUAUGCUGGCAAUCAACUACAUCGCCACUUACGUUCUCAAGCAUUCUUCUUAA
Molecule: messenger RNA, 1257 nt
Organism: Mobula hypostoma (lesser devil ray)
Lineage: Eukaryota; Metazoa; Chordata; Chondrichthyes; Myliobatiformes; Myliobatidae
Product: carboxypeptidase B-like
Exons: 11
Coding region: 1-1257 (418 amino acids)
Biological process (GO): proteolysis
Molecular function (GO): zinc ion binding; metallocarboxypeptidase activity
Source: RefSeq, a predicted model, not a curated record